CUACAAACAUGUUCGCGUUGAACUGGUUGAAUGAAUCAAAGGUCUCGGUGGAAUGAAUAAAAUCGGCCGACUGCUAGAUUUGCCGUUCAGAUCAGAUGCUGGCCAGCUGUUAGGACGACGGACCUGAGACUACGCCGUUCAUUCUCCCAAGUAGAAUCUCGAAUUACAACUCUUUUAGUGCUUUUUAUUCUUGAUAAACUCAAACACAUCCAGUCAUCAUGUCAGUCGAGGAAUUUGCUCCUGGAAAAUGGGAUUUAGACACCACCGACAAGUUCGAUGAUUACAUGAAAGCUUUGGGGGUUGGCAUGGCCACGCGGAUGAUUGCAAAUAAACUGAAGCCAAGGCAAGAAAUUUCUGUCACUGAUGGCGAGUGGAACAUCAAAACAUCCUCUACUUUCAAGACCUCAGAAGUCAAAUUUCGCAUCGGAGAAGAAUUUCAAGAAACAACAGCUGAUGGAAGAACCGUAAAG
Aplysia californica (California sea hare) is the source of this 470-nucleotide messenger RNA. Its product is annotated as sodium/calcium exchanger regulatory protein 1. Gene Ontology annotation, cellular component: cytosol; nucleus. Gene Ontology annotation, molecular function: fatty acid binding. Lineage: Eukaryota; Metazoa; Mollusca; Gastropoda; Aplysiida; Aplysiidae. Gene Ontology annotation, biological process: fatty acid transport. The record is from RefSeq and is a predicted model, not a curated record.